UAGGAUUCCAGGUGAAUAUGACCGCCAUCUGCCGUUCUCUUCUCACCUUUGCAAAACGUCUCAUCUACCCUACCACACCGCUUCACCCUUCCAGUUCUCAUCCACCCUGCCAUACCACCUGAUGCUUCGAACACUCUUCUACCAGAUAACCCCGUUCACGCCGGCGACACAAGCAACUAUUACCGUCGAUUCUUAGGAACAGUUUCCUCAUCUCAGCCGCUGCUUUCUGAUCCAACGUCCACUAUGUGUUCGCCUCUUCUUCCUGGCCGGCAGGUGUUAAAGCUUCUGUGGCAAUCGAAAAGGAUUCAGGUGGAGAUGGUGUUGGGUUAGGUUAGGGUUUCGCAGGUGGCGAGCGAUGGUGAUUGUGGAAUGCCCGUCUGCAUCUUCCACCUCCACCGUCAACAUCCGCCUCCACACUCACACCUUUGAUAAGGUACUGGAUGUUAGAUCGGAGGUUUGCAUAGCUUCGCCACUGACGGUAAUCAAGCGCCUAAGGUUCCGAUCAAGUUCUGACAGCUUUCUGGAGCAAGUUAUUUAUGAUCUUAAAGGGGAUGUGAUUAUGUGUGACCCUGAAGACGAGAUGAAUGUUUUCAAUGGUGAAAAGAUGUCAAAAAGUCAACAACCUUACUUGAUGUGGGAGCUUCUUCCAGUGAUGACAAAGACAACCAAGAAAAGAUCAUCGAGUUGGAUACCAAAGCUAAAAACACAGGUAUGGCUCGCGUGCAAUAGCGUUCGAAUGAAGAUCUCGGAUCAGAAGAAUAAAACUUUCUUUUGUCAUACCAUCCCCGGUUAGAGCCCUCUUUAAAUAGAGUGGUAACUAAAUUGUGCUCAUGUUAUUUGAUAGUUUUGUCGGCAACAAACUCGAAUACAUGUUUGUUAUUAUGUUUUGUCGGCAACAAACCCAUCCCGGGUUGGUUCCCUGCCGCAACGCGCGGGUGGGAACAACCUAGUUUGGUAUAAUGGAGCGACAACCUGCAAAACGGUGAAUAUGUGAAGACAUAGUAUGACUUUUGUAUGUUUUCUAGGUUUUUAAGAAUGGAAUUAAAAGAAACUACAAAGAAUGCUUCAGGUUUGAUUGAA
Messenger RNA from Helianthus annuus (common sunflower), 1080 nucleotides. RefSeq lists its product as uncharacterized. Bases 356 to 793 code for a protein of 145 amino acids. The transcript is spliced from 4 exons. Lineage: Eukaryota; Viridiplantae; Streptophyta; Magnoliopsida; Asterales; Asteraceae. The record is from RefSeq and is a predicted model, not a curated record.